This is a messenger RNA of Ambispora gerdemannii, 1434 nucleotides long. Lineage: Eukaryota; Fungi; Glomeromycota; Glomeromycetes; Archaeosporales; Ambisporaceae. The record is from the annotation of a GenBank genome assembly.
AUGUCUUUACAAGAACAAAUAAAUUUGCCAAAAGGCAUAAAUUCGCGUGAAAAGAACACAGGAGAAGUGAAACUACACCGACAACACUAUUCUUCACGUCUUCACCUAUAUACAAUUCCACCAAUUGAUGAAAUUACUAUCGAAGAAUUUGAAAGCUUUUCUUUGGACAGGUUAACAGUUCUAAAAGAAUUCGAAGCAACUAUCCUACGAAAUAAAUCCGAUAAAGAAUCCAAAGAAUAUAUGAAUCAAGUAUUAGCACAAUAUCUGCCUUUGCAUACAAAUUUAUCUUCUGAAGCCUAUCCCAUUCAACAAGAAAGGAGAAAGGAUCAUAUAUCCCAUUUUAUCUUGCGUCUGGCUUAUUGUCGAACUGAGGAACUACGACAAUGGUUUUUGAAAUACGAAUGCGCUUUGUUCAAAUUCAGAUUUAUUAACUUAUCCGCGUCAGAACAACUAGAGUUUCUAAAAGAAAAUAAUCUAAAUUGGAAAUGCGCAAGUAUUUUUCUCGAUGAUAAGGAAAAAUCUGAAAUGAAGGAACAGUUAACGACUAGUUCGCCUCACGUGAAUUUUGCUUCUGAAACCUUUUUCGAGGUUGACUUUGAAAAAGUGUUAGAUUUGGUAAAACGUCGUGUGGUGUAUAUAAAAGGAGGCAAAGCUUAUGUGCCCAUGCGGGAUCAAGUAGCGCUAGUAAUGGACGAAUUUCGCAAUCGACUCGAUAAAACAUUAAAGGAUACUUGCCGAGCGCUUCCCGAGGUUGAUCAAGAGGGUCAAGUGAUGCCAAUUUUAAAUCAACUAAAUCACUUUAAAUCCGGUCAAGGCUAUAGUUGUUCGAAUAAAAUCGAAGGACAGAUAACCGCGGAUGAUAUAGAUCAGUUGACCGAACAUUUCCCGUUAUGCAUGAGACACUUACAUAAAAAGCUUCGAGAAGAUAAACAUUUGAAACACUAUGGCAGAAUGCAAUAUAAUUUAUUUUUAAAAGGAGUUGGACUUUCUUUGGAAGAAGCACUCAGAUUUUGGCGGAUGUCAUUUUCCGAAACCAAUGAUGAUCAAUUCCAAAAAAAAGCUUAUGCCUACAACAUCAGACAUAAUUACGGGAUGGAAGGAAAAAGAACUAAUUAUUCCCCAUUGAAUUGCAUGAGAAUAAUCACCAAUAAUCAACCAGGCGAAGGAGAUCAUCACGGUUGUCCAUUUCGACACUUCUCUGAAGCUAAUUUGUCGCAUACACUUCACAAUGCCGGUGUAACAGACAAAGUGCAGAUUAGACAAAUUAUAGAUUAUGUCAAAGGACAUCAUUAUAAUAUCGCUUGUACUAGGUUUUUCGAGUUGACGCAUGGUGGAUCCAAAGAACAGGGAAUGAUGGCGGCAAUUAAUCAUCCAAAUGAAUUUUUCGAAAAGAGUUAUCAAUCAAGUCAAGAAAGUUCACUAGGAAAUAAAUAA